AUGGAACUUGAAGACAAUCGCACAUUGGUUACUGAUUUUGUGAUGGUUGGGUUUACACCAGACCCAUUUCUACGCACAAUUCUCUUUGUGAUGUUCUUGGCCACAUACACCCUAACACUGACUGGGAAUCUGGGCCUCAUAACCCUGAUCUACCUAGACUCCCGCUUGCACACACCCAUGUACUUCUUUGUGGGAAGCCUUUCCUUCCUGGAUGUCUGGUACUCCUCAGUCUACACUCCUCGGAUCUUAUAUGAUUGUUUAUCCAAGGACAACCACAUUUCCUUAGCAGGUUGUGCAACCCAGUUCUUCUUCUCUAAUGUAGUUGGUGGGAGUGAAUGCUUCUUACUGGCUUUCAUGGCCUAUGAUCGCUUUGUGGCCAUCUGUAACCCACUCCUUUAUGCCAUUGCAAUGCCCAAGAAGCUUUGUGUCCAGCUGGUGAUGGGAGCCUAUAUAGUGGGGUUUGUCAAUGCUAUUGUACACACUGGUAAUACCUUCCGCCUACACUUCUGUGGUAGUAAUAUCAUCAAUCACUUCUUUUGUGAUGUGCCACCACUUAUGAAGAUGGCCUGUGACGACAAAAGAGUAUAUGAACUCAUCCUGACUGCUGUCAUUGGCCUCACUUUGCUUUCAGCCACUGCUGUCAUUGUGAAGUCCUACAUUGGUAUUGUGGCAGCCAUUAUUCGCAUCCGUUCAACUGCAGGGAGACGCAAAGCUUUCUCCACUUGCUCAGCUCACCUGGUCUCUGUCUCCCUCUACUAUGGCACCAUGCUCAUUACAUACUCCUCACCCAACUCUCAUCACACAGCAGAUUGGGACAAGAUAAAUGCACUGUUUUAUACUGUAAUCAACCCUCUGGUCAACCCGUUGAUUUACAGCUUACGCAACAAAGAUGUGAAGGCAGCCUUCCAGAAAGUCUUGGAGAGAUUCACAGCUCCCAAAUGAAUGGCAAACUCCUUCUUUAGGGUAGAUUGCAGAGGAGGAAAAUAACCUCUAGGUUCCAAUGUCUGCCAGCCAUCCAGCCACUUUCCUUCUUUCCUCCUUCCCUCACUUCCUUCCUUGGUAAGAGAAAGUGGAGAAAGUCAUUAAAGAUUAGCGAUCAUCCCCAUGCUUAAAAUCCCCAUGCAAAUGUUUCUUAAUCAGCCAUUGUAUCCCAUAUGUGUACCUUCCCAACCUUCUAACUUGGCAGCAUGAACUUUUUAUUACAAACUUUUAAA
This is a messenger RNA of Pantherophis guttatus, 1214 nucleotides long. Its product is annotated as olfactory receptor 9G4-like. The record is from RefSeq and is a predicted model, not a curated record. Gene Ontology annotation, cellular component: membrane. Gene Ontology annotation, molecular function: G protein-coupled receptor activity; olfactory receptor activity. Lineage: Eukaryota; Metazoa; Chordata; Lepidosauria; Squamata; Colubridae. Gene Ontology annotation, biological process: G protein-coupled receptor signaling pathway.